GGCUCGGCUUUCGGAAGAGACCGCGCGCUCGCGACUUAUACACGCGAAGCGCCCCGAACCCUCCGCCGUCCCCUUGAAGCUCGAGCGGCAACCGCUCCUUUUCCCGCCAAAAGCGCUGGGCCUUGGCUGGAGGUGUGGUGGGGGGGGGGACGGGACUACCGAACAGGCCAGGACUACAUUAUCCAGGCUGCAGUGUGCUCGCGUUCACGUGACCCUCCCGGCUUGCUUGGUGGGUCCUUCCUUCCCACCAGAUGGGAAAAUGGCAGGACUGAGCCCUGGGGAUCGCUGGGCCGAAGCAUUAAUUGAUGAGCUGAGAAGAAAUCCAUGUCCAUUGGAGGAAGUAAGAAACAAUUUUGAUUGCUGUGGCUGUAGUGACUGCAUGAGAAUGAAAAAGGACCGUAUGUGUGACAGUGGAAGAAGCCAGUCAACAUUUGGAGAAGGCAGCAUGACAUACACCAAGGAACAGUUACUUGGAGUUCAAAGAAUAAAGGAGAGUAAGAAUUACUAUGAAAUUCUAGGCGUAGAAAGAGAUGCGAAAGAUGAAGAACUAAAGAAAGCUUACCGGAAACUUGCCCUUAAAUUUCAUCCUGACAAGAAUUGUGCUCCAGGAGCAACGGAUGCAUUCAAAGCAAUAGGCACAGCUUUUGCCGUUCUGAGCAACCCUGAAAAGAGAUUACAGUAUGAUCAGUUUGGAGAAAAGGAAGAUACUUUUUAUACCAACGUGCCCAACCACUAUAACUAUUACAGAGAAUUUGAAGCAGAUAUAACACCGGAGGAAAUAUUUAAUAUGUUUUUUGGAGGGAAUUUUCCAACAGGAAAUAUACAUAUGUUUUCCAAUUCUUCAAUGGAGCCCCCAUGUUAUCCACAGCGGAACAGACAUGAAAGGACAUGGGACCAGGAUGAACAGGAAGAAGAAAUUAGACCACAGAAUACCUACUCAGCAUUUAUCCAGUUACUGCCAGUCUUUAUUAUAAUACUUGUAUCAGUAGUAACUCAGCUGAUGGCUACUAAUCCACCCUACAGCCUCUUCUUUAAAUCGUCUCUAGGGCACACUGUUGUUAGAGAAACACAAAACCUGCAGGUGCCUUAUUACGUGGAUAAACACUUUGAAAAUAAUUAUCAUGGAGAAGAACUUGAAGAACUUGAAAAACAUAUUGAGAAAGAUUAUAUCGACUACGUCCAAACUAGUUGCAGGAAAGAAAAACAACAAAAAUCAGAGUUAUCUAAUUUGGCCAAGCUAUAUCGAGAUGAGCGACUGAAACAGAAAGCUGAAUCCAUAAAACUUGAGAACUGUGAAAAGCUGUCCAACCUCAUAGGGAUUCAGAGGAGUCACCAAUUGGCUGAGGUGUGAGAGAACAACGCUGUUCUGUUGGCAGGAAUUAGACUCUCUGUUAUAAUGAAGAGGAAAGGCGUAACGAGAGAAAAGCAUCCCAUACAAACCACGCACGGAAUCAUUAUGUUCAUGGAAACUGUAUAUGGACUGAGACAUAAAGGCAGCCCUUACUGUAGUGUAUACAGUACAUUUCGUUUCAAGAGUUAUUUCAGUGUUAGUGAUUCUUCAUUUGCCUUCAUUUUGUUAUAGUCUUCAUGUUGAUACUUUGCUGCUGUUUAAGUGCCAAUUGGGUACUUUACAGGGUUAUAGCCAUCAUGCUUACUGAGCCUAUGGUUUGUCAACUUUUAUCUUGCAAGACAUCAUAGUUAGAAGAGGAAAAGAUGGCAUUAGUCUUUCAUGUAUGUAUGUAGGUGUAUAUAGAUACAUACAGAGGCAGUGCGGAUAGAUUCAUGCACAGACAUAUAUGCUGUACAAAACACGUGCAGUUCAGUUUCAAGAGAACUUCACAGAGCAGUGUCUUAAGGAUAUAUACUGUGUUACGUUGCAAUACAUAAAGCACUUGGAAAAGCUGAAGUGCUGCCUGAAGAUUCAUCAUCUAAAAACAAUAUGAAAAAACAGGGAGACAAGACAAAGCAGGAACUGGAGCAUUAACCGCUUUUCUAGCCAAUGGAUGAGGAUGGAUUAGUAUUCCGGUUGCAAAAUGAGACUUGUACGCAAAGAAAGAAAACAGCCUUAGGUCUCUAGAGCAUGCUAUAAAAAUGUAUUCUGAGAGAAGCCAAACCAGGUGUCCUCACAGAUGUCAGAAUGUGUGCUAAGUUCCAACUUUUGGCCUAGAGGAAAGUUCUAGGCAGGCCAAGGGAACUUAUUUCCAUGUAAGUAAUAGAGCAUUGGGAUCUAGGUUACAUUUCUGCAAGCCUAAGCUUUGCUAUCAAUGCAACUUAGGCUGGUUCCUUCCAGGUGAGUUGAGAUAUCAUCUGAUCCCUAAACUGAAUGUGUGUGGAGGUGCCAUCGAAGGAAUAUGUUAUCAUAGUAAAGUGCUGGCAUCCUGUGUGUUGAAUGUUUUGUUUGGAGGGGGCAUGCUAAAAUCCAGUGCACAAAUGUUGGUAAAUUCAUUUGCAAAGAUCUUUUCACUUACGACAUAAGCAAAAUGGUUAUAACUAGAACUACAGGAGAGGGUUCCAGCUGAAGCCUUAUUGUUCUCUCAAUAUUGCCUGAUUACAAAGCCUAGAGAUAAAAUCCAUGUCUUUUUAGGGUCUGUUGGCAGGAAGCAUUUGGCAUAACUUUAUUCUACCAAUAUUAAUGGGUAGCCUUAUCUGUUGGGCUGUGAUAGCAUAGCAGCUGUAGGGUUUGCUUUUUGUUCCUCUUGUAAAACUUAUGAACAGAGUCAAAAAUAAUUCCCAACCAAAAGAAAAUAUACAAUACAGGAAGUUCUCAACUUACAACAACCAAGCCCAAAAUUUAUGUUGCUAAGUGAGACAUUUGUUAGAUGAAUU
Notechis scutatus (mainland tiger snake) is the source of this 2826-nucleotide messenger RNA. It is a transcript of the gene DNAJC18, whose product is annotated as DnaJ heat shock protein family (Hsp40) member C18. Gene Ontology annotation, biological process: cellular response to misfolded protein. Gene Ontology annotation, cellular component: endoplasmic reticulum membrane. Lineage: Eukaryota; Metazoa; Chordata; Lepidosauria; Squamata; Elapidae. Gene Ontology annotation, molecular function: Hsp70 protein binding. The record is from RefSeq and is a predicted model, not a curated record.